Molecule: messenger RNA, 1815 nt
Organism: Haplochromis burtoni (Burton's mouthbrooder)
Lineage: Eukaryota; Metazoa; Chordata; Actinopteri; Cichliformes; Cichlidae
Exons: 1
Molecular function (GO): GTP binding; ATP hydrolysis activity
Source: RefSeq, a predicted model, not a curated record
UACAGGAACUCUAACAGCUCAUCUAAAUAUAAGAAAAUCAUCUCCAACUCCGACCUGAUUUCUUCAGGGACUCCUGCUGUGUACCAACUGAGAACAAAAUGGAAUUUUGGAAAACCGAAUACAAGAAUAACUUUUGGAGAAAAAAAUCCAGACAAGACAAAUAAAAUCAUCUUACUUGUGGGUGAAACAGGAGCAGGAAAAUCUACUCUGAUCAAUGCUCUAUUUAACUACAGCAUGGGAGUAAAGUGGGAGGAGAAGAUCUGGUUUCAGAUGGUAGAGAGGGAGAAAAGUCUGACAGAAAGUCAGACAUCAGAUGUGAUCGUGUACGAGAUCUUUGAUUUUGAAGAUAAAACUUUGCCCUACUCCGUGACCAUCAUCGAUACUCCUGGAUAUGGAAACACCAGAGGGAUCGAACAUGAUGCCAUCACCAAUCAAAAGUUAUUAAAGUUUUUUCAAUCAGAGGAUGGAGUUCAUGAAGUUCAUGCAGUGGGUCUGGUGUUGAAGGCGACAGAUAAUCGAAUGAAUUAUCAACCAAUUUAUGUGCUUGAUUCAGUGAUGUCUCUGUUUGGGAAGGACUUGGAGAAAAACAUCGUAUCUCUCAUCACACACUCAGAUGGAGGAAAACCAAAAAAUCCUCUAAAGGCUAUUGAAGAAGCAAAAAUUAAAUGUGCCAGAAAUGAGAAUAAUGAGCCUGUUUAUUUCCUGUUUAAUAACAAACAGACUGAAGACCGAACAGAGGAAGACGAAUACCUGCAAUGUGCUGGAAAAUUAUCAAUGACAAACAUUGAAAAGUUCACUGACUUUCUGGAAAAAGUGGAACCUCGAAAGCUACUAAUGUCUUCAGAGGUCCUGGAUAAUCAAAUCAAACUGACAGCCUGCAUCAAAAAUCUGCAAGAGAAAAUAAAACUGACUGAAAAGAAGCAGACAGAAAUCAAACAGAUUCAAGAAGCUCUGAAAAAACAUGAAGAAGAGAUGACGUAAAAUGAGAAGUUCACUGUAGAAGUUGACGAGCCAUAUAAAGACAAAGAAAUGAUCAGUGGUGGGAUGUGGGGGCUUGCUUUUUACUCGGGAGCUCUCUGUUGUAAAGUCUGUGAGGAGACCUGUCACUAUCCUGGAUGCACGAUGGCCUGGUAUCCUGAACACUGUGAGGUCAUUACAAAGGGCCACUGCAUUGUCUGCACCAAAAGGUGUCCUGUAUCAGUUCAUGUCAAAGAAAAGUGGAGAUAUGUGAUCAAAACAAGGAAGGUUAAUAAGACUAAAAAAUCAAUGAAAGAGAAAUAUGACGAAAAUAAAACUGAAGGACAGAAAAAGUUGAGUCUUUUGGAAACUCUUGAAAAGGAAAUGAACGACCUGAAAGAAGAGAAGUCACAGUUCUUGGAUGAGUCCUACCAACAUGUUGUCAGACUGACAGAGAUCGCUCUGAAAGCUGAAUCAACAUCCACUAUUGUCCACUUGGACUUGCUGAUUGAGAAGAUGAAGGACAGAGGAGACACAGAGAAGGUCCAGAAACUGGAGGAGAUGAGACGCAAAUUGGAUGAACAAACCAGAGCUGUACUAAAUUACAGAUGGGGAAAGCAUACAAAAGCUGAGAAUGGAAAUAAAGAUCAACUAGAAGAACAGAACAGCUCUGACACAACAGCAGGAAAGACCUUCAAUGAAGGAGCUAAAGAUCAACUAGAAGAACAAAACAGCUCUGACACAACUGCAGGAAAGACCUUCAAUGAAGGACCAAAAGAUCAAAUAGAAAAACAAUACACCUCUGACACACCUGCAGGAAAGACCUUCAAUGAAGGAACUAAAGAUCAACUAGAAGAA